CAAAAGGCGGCAGUUCAUCCUGGUCUUGGUUGUCGUCUGAGAAAUUUUUUCCCAAUACUAUAAUCAACGUGCAUUUGUUUUCUUGUUCUAAACCAAAUGAUGAUGAUGAACAGUAAUUUAAUCAGCUCAGUAGAUACAUUAAUAGUAUGACAAAAAUCCAUCCAAUUAUGGUUUUUUUCUAAUCAAAUUUUAACACAGUCGUCAAUUUCACACCUAUCCAAAUCAACCUGUAGCCUUCGUCCCCUUGUUGCCGUCCCAAUAUUCUAUCAUCCAAUUCCCUCCCGAAUAUUCAAUCCUCAUAAAUUCAUCACCAAAAACCCUUCUCUAUAAAUUCACGUUCACACCAGAAAACCCAAGAAACUGCUGCCAAUGCAACUCAUUUUGACAGUAGUUUUAUCGGUUUGAAGUGUUUUUCUUUGUUUGGACUGGAAAAGGAGGAAAACCCAGCUGGGGAAAAAUGAGGAAGAGGCCGUAUAGGAAUGGGGAGAUAUGGGAUUUUGAAGCUGAAAUGGAGCUGAGUAAUAAUGAUAGUCGUUAUAGGCAACAGGCUGUUAUACUGGGUUUGGAUGGUGGAACCACCUCCACUGUGUGUGUUUGCAUACCCUUCAAUUACACUUGCACUGAUAAUAAUGUUAAUAGUGAGGAUGGCCCUUUGCCGGAGCCUCCUUCAGUCCUCGCCCGGGCUGUAGCCGGCUGCUCGAACCACAAUAGUGUUGGCGAAACUGCUGCAAGGGAGACAUUAGAGAGAGUUAUGGCAGAAGCUCUUCUAAGAUCAGGUUCAACUCGUUCUGCUGUCUUAGCUGUUUGUCUUGCAGUAUCUGGUGUUAACCAUCCAACGGAUGAGUACCGAAUAUUAAGUUGGCUCAGACAAAUAUUCCCCAGCCAUGUAAGGUUGUUUGUCCAGAAUGAUUCGGUGGCAGCUCUGGCAAGUGGCACAAUGGGAAAGCUUCAUGGAUGUGUCCUAAUUGCUGGUACUGGAACCAUUGCUUAUGGCUAUACAGAAGAUGGGAGGAAGGCUCGGGCAGCUGGUGCAGGACCUGUCCUUGGUGAUUGGGGAAGCGGCUAUGGUAUUGCUGCACAAGCAUUGACAGCAAUUGUAAGGGCUCAUGAUGGCCGUGGUCCACAUACAGCACUGACAAAUUGUAUUCUACAUGCCCUUGAUCUAUCUUCACCAGAUGAACUUAUUGGGUGGACAUAUGAAGAUCCAUCUUGGGCUCGAAUUGCUGCUCUUGUUCCAUAUGUGGUCUCUUGUGCAGAGGCAGGUGAUCAAGUGGCAAAUAGAAUCCUACUGGAUGCAGUUCAAGAGUUGGCCUCAAGUGUCAAAGCAGUUGUUCGGAGACUGGGGCUCUGUGGUGAAGAUGGAACAGAUCAUUUUCCUCUUGUUAUGGUUGGUGGUGUUCUUGAAGCAAAUAAAAGAUGGGAUAUUGGAAAAGAAGUAAUAAAUUGUAUAUCUAAAGACUUUCCUGGUGCUGUUCCCAUCCAUCCAAAGGUGGAACCAGCAGUUGGUGCUGCAUUGCUUGCUUGGAAUUUUUUGAUAAGACAAAGUCGAAAGGAUGCUAUCAGAAGUUGAUUACUGAAGAUUUCAAGUUGUACAGUAGCAAGGAUAAAUGGGGGAAAAAAAAAAGAGGAAAAGCACCCCCCCCAAACAAAAAAUGCACAGUAGUGACUUAUUGCUUUCAUUUUUCACACUGUCAUAUUGUGAAAUUGUGUUAUCAUAGUUGUCAUACUAAUUUGGUUUUCGAAUUUUUUUUUGGGAUCUUUAGUCUCGUUUUUGUGUGUUAUCCACUAUAGGGUUCUAUUGUUAUUAGCCGGGUUCUCAUGUCAGAAGUUGUGAAGAUUGAGAUUCUUGGAAUAAGCAUAUUUCCUUUCUGGCUGGUGUUUCCUACUCUUA
Messenger RNA from Coffea arabica (coffee), 1891 nucleotides. RefSeq lists its product as uncharacterized. NCBI's taxonomy places the organism in Eukaryota, Viridiplantae, Streptophyta, Magnoliopsida, Gentianales, Rubiaceae. The record is from RefSeq and is a predicted model, not a curated record.